AUGCCAUCGGCUUUACCUUCGAGCUCCGUCAAGCGACGGCCGUCCCAGGUUGAGAUCGGUUCCUUUUCGACAAUCUCUAGGAAAGAUGGCAAGGUCCUCAGUCUCUCCCAUGCGGCAAGCUCAAACAAUAGCACAUCCGAUCUCCAUGGACCUCCUUCGGUUACUAGCGAAGUUAGCGAAGCUAGCACAUCUGAACCGGUACCGCAGAACUUAAGCGGAGAGGUCCAGGCCUUGAGUGAUAAGUUGAUCAAAGCUAUCAAUCAUCAGUCUUCGUUAGAGGAAGGUCUGGAAGAAACAAGACAUGAGUUGGAUGUGUCGAAGCAGAGAAUAAAGCAUUUGGAAGCAAUUGCGAAGGAGCACCAGGACAUGAUGGCCACCGGUGUGUUGGUCGAGAAGAAGGAAGUUGAGAUGGAAACGAGGCAGUUGAUGAAUAAGUUGAUGGAAGAGAGCAUGCAGCGAGGAAAGGCAGAAAAGGAGAAGAAACAUAUUGAGCAGGAUUUGGAAAAUCUCACCACUUCGUUGUUCGAAGAGGCCAACAAGAUGGUGAUUGCCGCCAGGAGGGAACGGGAGGCCGUUAUGAGAAGAAAUGACCAGCUCGAACAACAGCUCUCCGACACCGAAAUUCUCCUUCACACCCACCAAGAACAGCUGUCUGAACUCAAGGACGCUCUUCAGCAGAUGACCGCCGAGAGAGAUGAACUUGAAGCCCUUUCUUCGCCGACCACCCCAGCAUUAAGUGGCCAAGCCAGCAAGGAAUCGCUCAACCGCAUCUUCGAAGCCUUGCACAUUCCAACAGAGGCCGACGAAGUGUCUCCCUCACACCCAACUCACUUCUCUUCCAUCCUGCAGCCAGUUCUCCGAUCCGACAUCUCUUCCUUCCACGACUUCUGCAAUGUGUUGCAUAUGUCUAAACACUAUGCUCCCCCAAUGCCCGUCAACAAAUCCCCAGCCCCUACUCCUUCGAGUGGCUUUAGCAUCAUGGGAUUCGGUAAUGCGUCAAAGAUGUCCCCGCUGCCAUCCUCGAGCUCCUUCUUCGGAGGCCAUUCCCAGAAGAAAAGUGUUUCGAGCACAACGAGUGGUGCCUCCGCCGCCUCCGCCCCAGUUUAUUCCACUCUUCCACCUGCGCCUCCUUUGAGGGAAACUGCUUUUUUCAAGCGAGCUCUCAUUGAAGACAUUGAGCCUACUCUCAGACUUGAUGCCGCUCCAGGCAUUUCGUGGAUCGCCCGCCGAACCGUCUUGACAGCUGUCGUCGAAGGUACAUUGGUCAUUGAAAUUAUGCCCCCGAUCUCCAAGCUUCCAAUCUUCAGCUGCUCGAUGUGUGGUGAAAACCGGAACGAUCCGGAGCACGCCCGAACGCAUAGAUUCAGGACCAAUGAGACGGAAGCUGCACAGAAGUAUCCUCUUUGCGGUUAUUGCGUCCACAGGCUGCGCUCUGUUUGUGCAUUCCUUGCCUUUUUGCGAACAGCCAAGGAAGGUUACAUCAAAUGUGAAACAGAGGAUGAUGAGAAGAAUGCGUGGGAGGAGAGUGUUAAGCUUCGGGAACAAAUGUUCUGGUCUCGAGUUGGUGGAGGUGUUGUCCCUUCAUUCCACAAUAUCCGAGAGGACAUUAUGAAGGUUACCAGCCCAAGAAGUCCUCCGCCGCCACCGCAAGUUUUCGGGAGGAAGGAGCCGGUCGUCAUAAGUGUCGCCACCCCUGUCAGUCUUCCUCCAAAGUCCAAUCUGAGGAACAGGCUUUCCCAAGUCACCAUAUCUGCGCUGCCGCAACGCAGGUCCUUGCCACCGGCUUUACCCCCUGCACUCCCCCCACGUGGAAGCCUUUACCGUGGGAUCUCGACGAGCACCGAGAAGAGCGUUCAGGCCACCGAAGAGGAUAUUGAAGCCUCGAAUAAGACUUCGGAUGCGAUGUCUCAGACAGAUAGCUUCAAAGAGAAGGCUGAAAGUCAACGUACCACUCCUUCGAUCAGAAGCCGAGAUAGCCACCUGCCUUCUCCUCCGCAGUCUCCUACAUUGCUGAAUAGCAAGGUUAUGACCAUUGAGGAGAACGAGAAGGCCGAAGCCGUUCCAGAUAGCCGGGAUAUCAUGAAGAGUGAAAUACCAGCGAUUCCCGGAUCGUUUAAUUAG
Molecule: messenger RNA, 2121 nt
Organism: Orbilia oligospora ATCC 24927
Lineage: Eukaryota; Fungi; Ascomycota; Orbiliomycetes; Orbiliales; Orbiliaceae
Exons: 2
Coding region: 1-2121 (706 amino acids)
Biological process (GO): exocytosis
Cellular component (GO): cell tip; Golgi to plasma membrane transport vesicle
Molecular function (GO): guanyl-nucleotide exchange factor activity
Source: RefSeq, a predicted model, not a curated record